UUAGAAAACUUUAAUGUCCCGAAAGGCAAUUUGUUGUGCUCCCGACAGCUCUGAUGAGGAAUACCUUCCAACAAUUUCAUUGCGAAUGGGUGGUGCACUGAAGGGAGCACAGGUAAUUGACAAUCUGCCAACUAUUGGGAUUGAUGAGACUGUGCAUGAUCUGCCUGCCCCUGAAGUCCCUCUCGAUGAGCCCUUGAGUCUCGAGCUGCCGAUUUUGCCAGGCCCUCAGAAGGUCCUCAGAGACGAUGACAUUAUUGGCGUUAGAGCAGCUGUGCUCUAUGAGAACUGCUUGAGGCAGCUUGUCACAUUUUUAACUCUUCCCGUGAACAGAUGCACUGGUGUCUUGAGGACUGGUUUAGUGUGUGACAGUGUUGCCCCAUUUGCAACAAACAUCGGCAUCAGGGGCACUGCAAUGAGUGUUGAAUGGAUCUGCCCCAAUGGACAUUGCCUAUGGCGGUGGAAUUCACAGCCUGUGUUGAAGUUUGGCAUGCAGGCUGGGGACUUUCUUCUUUCCACUAACAUUUUACUUUCUGGAAACAACUACACUAAAGUUGCUCUCCUAUUUAAAUUCAUGAACAUACAAAUGGUAAACACCAACACACACUACACCAUCCAGGACACCUACUGUGUUGACACUAUUAAAGAUUUUUGGGAAGAGAAGAGGUCUGAGUCCAUCAGCCGACUAAAAGGGAUUGAUGUUGUGCUCCUAGGUGAUGGCAGAAAUGACUCACCAGGGCAUUCUGCCCAAUACUGUAGCUACACAACCAUGGAGCUUGACUCUUAAGGAAAUCAUCCAUGUGGCCACUAUAGACAAGCGGCAGACCAACUGGAACUCCAACAUCAUGGAGAAGGAGGGUUUUAUCCAGACAGUGGACAAGCUUACGCAAGAGAUCAAGGUAGUGGAGUUCUGCACGGAUGCUCAUGUCCAGAUUGGAGCCCUUUUGAACCCAGAUAAAGGAAGAUAUAAGGAUCUGAAAAUUCACCACAGCCUGGACAUGUGGCAUGGUGCCAAAAAUUUGUGCAAAAAAAUAGCAACCGCGGGAAAGGUGAAAGGACAAUCUAUUCUCCUUCACUGGCUGAGGGAUAUAGUUAACCACUUCUGGUGGUGCUGCAAGACGGCAGAAACAUUUGAGCAGUUUCUUGCACUUUGGAUUGGAGUUGUGCAUCAUGUUUGCAACAAUCACACCUGGGAAACAGGAAGCUGCCAACACGACCACCUUGAAGACACUCAGGAUAAAGAGUGGAUUGAGAGAGAUUCAAAGAGCCAUAAAGCGCUUGUGGAGAUCGUCCUCAACAAGCGUUGGCAGAAGGAUGUCCACAAGUAUCUGCGCUUCAGAUCGACAGCACAUCUCGAGUCUUUUCAGAAUCCAGCAAGCGCCAGGCCUUCACUCCCCGAGUGUAUGACACGAGAGUUGUGCUCGCAGCCCUGGACUACAAUUUCCACCGGGAACGACCGGCAUACAGGACGGCUGAGGGCCAACAACUAACCAGACUGACUUUAUUUCUGUCAGAUUUCUACAGAAGAUUUUAUUGAGAAUUAACAGAGGUUUAACUCGUACUAGGUUACCAUUAUGGAGAUCAGUGUUUGCUUUAGUUGGGCUCUUGAGCCUUACAUGAUUAACUUCAGAUCUUUCUUUGGUUGCUGUACCUGAGUUACAACAGACAGAUGAACUGUUUUUGAAAAUCAUAAUAUUUGUACCUGUUACAAUGUACUUCAAAUCUUUUCUUAAAAUGUAAUCACAUACAAAGUUUUUUUUAUUAUUAUUAUUUUUUAAGACAUCGAGAAUCAGCCUGUUGAUCUCAAUAAUGGUGACAAAUAUAUAUAAAAUGGUGACAAUUAAGUGAUUAAUUGAGUGAUGAUUGAGCACUAUUGA
Molecule: messenger RNA, 1874 nt
Organism: Pimephales promelas (fathead minnow)
Lineage: Eukaryota; Metazoa; Chordata; Actinopteri; Cypriniformes; Leuciscidae
Source: RefSeq, a predicted model, not a curated record